Molecule: messenger RNA, 1233 nt
Organism: Talaromyces rugulosus
Lineage: Eukaryota; Fungi; Ascomycota; Eurotiomycetes; Eurotiales; Trichocomaceae
Exons: 1
Coding region: 1-1233 (410 amino acids)
Source: RefSeq, a predicted model, not a curated record
AUGGAAAGACCAAGCGACCACUGGCAGGGUUUUGCCACCAUAAGUUCGGAUUCUGACAAAUAUAAGCGAAUCCAGCUCCUCCUCUCCUCGGCAAACUUUGAAUAUUUGACGACACGCGGAAUAGAGUCGCGGAGGAGACAUCAACCAGACUUGCCCUCGCAUGUCAAGUGCAGCGUCAAUCUGACGCAUUUUACAUCUGGUUUCAAUAAUGUGGUCCUGGAACUCGCAUUUUCAGACAAUAUAUACUGGAUCGCUCGGAUCCCGCAUUUAGCCCUCGAUGACGGCGAUAAAACCUCGAUGCUCAGCGAGAUUGCUACGAUGAGGAUAAUCAAACAACACACCACUGUCCCGAUCCCUCAGGUUUUCGAUUUUGAGCUGUCCGCAGACCAACCCUUUGGCUACCCGUAUGUUUUCAUGGAGUUCCUGGGUGGUCUCACCCUUCCGAAUGGUCUGGCAGGAACCAUACCUCACCAAUACCAUACGAAGGUGGCCAGGCAGCUUGCAAAUGUCUUCACAGAACUCCAGUAUCUGACAUUUAGCCGCAUUGGGCGCCUUUGGUGUGGAGAAGAUGGUGAUCAGCCCGUCGAGAUCAUAUCCAUGGCCUGGCACUCUUCGCCUGGCCCCCUGGAAACUUCGCUCGAAUAUUUCUACAAUGAGAGGCAGAGUGAAAAUCGGGAAAUAAUUGCCAUGCAUCCAGAUGACCCAGACUGGCUGACGGCAUGUUGGGUGCUGAAAACGGCUCUAACCCACAUUACCAUUGAGGAUAGAGUUCGAGGCCCUUUUCCCCUGUGUCAUCUCGAUCUGCAUUAUGGAAAUAUGCUUUUUGACAACGAGUACAAUUUGACGGGAAUUAUUGAUUGGAGCAGUGCCCAGGCUGCUCCUCUCGAGCAGUUGUCAGUCUGCCCAGAAUUAGUCACCUUCCCAUCGGCACCAGAUGAGGUGAAUCGACCCAUCACUGGGCUGAAGAAACUCGUUGUGGAGUCUAUAAGGGAAAUGGAGAGAGACAAAGAAAAGAGGCCGCCGCUAGAUAAUCUAGAAUGUCCACCGCAUCCGAGUCUUACAACCCUUUCCACCUACAUGGCUUCUAAGAGUGCGGAGGUCACCCAUCGUCAGUACAUGGCUUCACCAAGAGGAAGUCUUUGGGCUGGCAAGAGGAUUGCAAAGCUUAUCUACGGAGAUAGUGUUACUUGGGAGCAGCUGCGGGAGGUAUACGGCACUAUGCCGCUUUUCUAG